This is a messenger RNA of Mus musculus (house mouse), 678 nucleotides long. RefSeq names its product beta-microseminoprotein (gene Msmb). Gene Ontology annotation, cellular component: extracellular region. The transcript is spliced from 5 exons. The record is from RefSeq and is a predicted model, not a curated record. Lineage: Eukaryota; Metazoa; Chordata; Mammalia; Rodentia; Muridae. Bases 1 to 567 code for a protein of 188 amino acids.
AUGGGAGAUAGAGAUAGCCUUCUCAUGUCUCAAGGGGCAAGGAGGACCAGCACCUGGCACAACAGUCCCGGGCCUCCCAGAACAAGCCAGGGCAGUGCAAAAGAGUCGCUGCUGCUGCCACUGCAGAAAGCUCCCACUCUGACUACUUCCAACGCACUGCAGCACUAUCCGCUUAAAAGCCAUCCUCCACAGAGACCCCCUCAUAUUGAAGACAAUGCUGAUUUUCUGGAAGCUUGGCUGGGCAGUCUCUUAUUCCUUGCUACCAUGGUGAUAGCAUCCAAAGCAGUAUGUUCUAUUGAAAAUCGUGAGAUAUUUCCAAAUCAAAUGUCUGAUGACUGCAUGGAUGCUGAUGGUAACAAGCAUUUCCUUAACACUCCCUGGAAGAAGAACUGCACGUGGUGUUCAUGUGACAAAACGUCAAUCACCUGCUGUACCAACGCUACUAGGCCUUUGAGCUAUGACAAAGACAACUGUGAUGUACAAUUCCACCCAGAGAACUGCACCUACAGUGUGGUGGAUCGGAAGAACCCAGGGAAGACCUGUCGAGUUGACAGCUGGACUAUGUAAAUGUGCUUCGUGUGGGCCCAAAAGUGGAGUAACAUUUGAACCUUGUAUGAUUUAAAUUUACCAAUCAUAAGCUUGCAAGGAGGUGACCUGUAAUCCCAGCACUCAGAAGGC